Drosophila subpulchrella is the source of this 1141-nucleotide messenger RNA. It is a transcript of the gene robl22E, whose product is annotated as dynein light chain roadblock-type 1. Gene Ontology annotation, biological process: microtubule-based movement. Lineage: Eukaryota; Metazoa; Arthropoda; Insecta; Diptera; Drosophilidae. The transcript has a single exon. Gene Ontology annotation, molecular function: dynein intermediate chain binding. The record is from RefSeq and is a predicted model, not a curated record. The coding region runs from base 111 to 404 and encodes 97 amino acids. Gene Ontology annotation, cellular component: cytoplasmic dynein complex; cytoplasm; centrosome.
AGUAUGCCCUGAAAUUUCGUUUAUUUGCUGUGAUUACUCGUAAAAAUCAAACACAUUACCCACAAACGUACACUUCUACACCGAAAACUCUGUGAAAUAAUUACCAAAAAAUGUCCGCUGAAGUGGAAGAGUUGCUAAAGCGCUUUCAAUCCUUUAAGAACAUCAUCGGAAUUAUAGUGGUGGACAAUGACGGGAUACCCAUAAAGACUACCCUGGAAUACAACCUGACUUUGCACUACGCGGCCGUGAUGCAAGCUGUGAGGGAAAAGGCCCGCCAGGUGGUUCUGGACCUGGAUGCCACCAACGAAUUCACCUUCCUGCGGCUGCGGACUCUCCUGCACGAGGUGAUGCUGUGCCCGCAGGAGGAUUACUUCAUCGUGGUCCUCCAGAGCCCCAGUGACUAGAAUUGAAAUUUAAAAAAAAAAAUAUAAAAAUAAAAUACGCACUUUGCGGAUAUGCUCAAUCCAGGGCCCAAACCUCAUUUCAUUUGCAGCCAUUAAAAGGCAAAGUGUUCGGUAAAUGAAAUGUUAUUAACAUAUUCGCCAUAGUCUCCAUUUCGCCAACCAGCAUUCCGUCAUUAAUUGCAUACAGCUGCAAAUUAUUUGCAUUGGGAAUCGGAAUUGAAUUGGAAUGUCAUUUGCGUGCCGAGCAGUCUUAUUCAAUAUGCAUCCUUUGGCCCGCAUGCAUAUAUGUAUGCCUCCCUUCUUUUUUUUCCACCCACGAAACCCACUAUCCUGUCCGGGCAAACUCAUUUACAAUAAAUGAAGACUGACUGAGGCAGCCACGAAACAAAUAAACUUUUUUUGCGGCCCUCGCCAGGAUGCGAGCAUGUAAGGAUGCGGAUGCGGAUGCCACCGAUGCCACGGUAACCAAAGGGAAGGUUCCUCCUCUGGGUUUUGCUAUUUUUCAUUUAAUUAUAUAUUUUACAUGCAAAGUGCAUUAUGAGCAAUGGGCGAAGCAAAAACCCAGUUGAUAACUUGGUAAAGUCACAAGGAUGCCUCUCGGGAGGCCAGGACAUCGAUGCCAAUCCUAUCCAUCUAUCGACCGGUGCAGGAUGGAACCAUUCAGUCGAGAUAAGUUCGUAAGCAUCAAAUAAACAGUUGUGACAGGAUGUAGAACAGUGCUGUCACAGCAAUCAAUU